Messenger RNA from Aethalodelphis obliquidens (Pacific white-sided dolphin), 588 nucleotides. RefSeq names its product lipocalin 9 (gene LCN9). NCBI's taxonomy places the organism in Eukaryota, Metazoa, Chordata, Mammalia, Artiodactyla, Delphinidae. Bases 1 to 588 code for a protein of 195 amino acids. Gene Ontology annotation, molecular function: small molecule binding. The record is from RefSeq and is a predicted model, not a curated record. The transcript has 5 exons.
AUGAGCCUCCUGCUGCUGGCUGUGGGGCUGACCCUGCUCGGCUGCCCCCAGGCCCUGCACUGGGGGCCCCAAGACCCCAACUUCAACGAGACUCUGGUCAGCGGCGAAUGGUUCUUGGCAGGGAUGGCCUCCAACCAACCUAAACUCCUGAAGGAGGACAAGGACGCGGGGCUGCUCGUCCACCGUAUCCAGGUCACCCCCAAGGCCCUGCAGCUCCACCUGCACAAGAAGGUAAACGGUGCAUGCGUCCCAAUCACGAUGAUGGCAAAUAAAACGAAAAGGAAAUUUCAGUACCGGCUGGAGGAUGCCGACCAGAACAGGCUUUUCCUGGAAAAAGUGGACCCCAAGAGCUACGUCAUCCUCUGCAACCACCGCGAGAAACGUGAGAAGGAGGUGGUGGUGGUGAACCUGCUGAGCCGGACACCCGAGGCCAGCCCGGACGCCCUGCUGCUGUUUACCAACUACUGUAGAAGCCAUGGGAUUCACCCCACCAACAUCAUCAAAGUGACCGCAACUGAUGCGUGCCCACGCCUGCCCCAGCCUCGGACCUCCGCUCAGCUCGCCACAGAUCACUGCCCCCGCGCCUGA